This is a messenger RNA of Melanaphis sacchari, 1000 nucleotides long. RefSeq names its product death-associated inhibitor of apoptosis 1-like. The record is from RefSeq and is a predicted model, not a curated record. Lineage: Eukaryota; Metazoa; Arthropoda; Insecta; Hemiptera; Aphididae. The transcript has a single exon. Gene Ontology annotation, cellular component: cytoplasm; nucleus. The coding region runs from base 283 to 687 and encodes 134 amino acids. Gene Ontology annotation, molecular function: cysteine-type endopeptidase inhibitor activity involved in apoptotic process; ubiquitin protein ligase activity. Gene Ontology annotation, biological process: positive regulation of protein ubiquitination; regulation of cell cycle; negative regulation of apoptotic process.
UAUGUAUUUGUAUGUUCACAGCACUUUUGGGCAGGGAGAUUUUUAAAGUUUAAGGGGGAAUAUCCCCCUUGAGCUCAUUUUCGUCUCCGUGUAAUUUUUAAAAACAGUUUAUUUAUAUUGGUUACACUGUAAUUUUAAUCUUGUGCUCAAUUUUUUUUGUUUAACACAAAGUUUUUUCAAACUUUAAAAUUAAUAAUCUAAUCUAGUUCAGUUUAGUUAGUGUUAAACCAUCAUUCGAUCAAGACCUAUUGCUUAUUAAAAAGUUCUUUAUUUUUACAAAAAAUGAAUUUUCAAAAUUUUAGCAACAAUUUUUGUUCACUAGUUUCUUUAGUACGAAAUAAUGCAUAUCCUAAAUACCCAGAAUAUACAACAUUUUCUUCAAGAUUGAAAACAUUCAACUUAUUCCCGUUAACUUCAUCUCAAGAUAAAUACUCAUUAGCUGAAAGCGGUUUUAAAUAUACAGGGAAAAAAGAUAUUGUCGAAUGUUUUUGCUGUGGACUCAUCUUACAUAAUUGGGAAAAAGAUGAUAUUCCAUGGAUUGAACACACAAGAUGGAAUCCAAAGUGUAUAUACGUAUUAUUAUCAAAAGGAAAUCAGUUUGUUGAAAAUAUAAUAAAUAAGUACGGAAAGAUUAACGAUGUAUGUCAAUGUGAUUGUGAAUUUAAGACAUAUGAUACUGUAAUUUAAUAUUUUUUUCUAUUAAUAUAUUUUUUUUUUCUGUUUUUAUAAGAAACAAUUUAAAUAUGUUAAUAUUUAUCUUAAUAUUUCGUGAACGUAUAGUCUAGUGGGAUAACGCGUCUAGUUUAAAUUAAAUUUGUUAAGAUUAAUUUUCAGGUUCAAUGGUAUACGUAAGUAGAUAAAUAACCCUCGACACGCUAUCCAACUAAACUAUACGUUCACAUUUUUUUCCGUUUUUUUCUUUUUUAACCUCUUCAGUUUUAGUAUAUAACAUGUGUGAGCAAAAAAAUACUGUUAGUUUAAGUUAUACUGUCAUAGUGUU